AAAAAAAUAAACUUUUAUAUUUUCCACCUCAUUAUUACAUUCAUUAAAAUAUAAAAAAAAUAAAAACCUAAAAACAACCCUAUCUCCCAAAUCCCAAUCGCCCCCAACAAAUGAUUCACAACUCAACGGAAUCAGGACUAACCCAUUUCCAGAAAUGCUUUCUAACAGUCACAGCUUGAUCGGCAACCUUCUUAUCCUCCGAAUCCCCAUACUCAUCCCCUUCCUCUGUCACAAAAUCGUCGUCCGGCAGCCCGUCCACAAUCGCGUCCACCGAGUACAACAUAUAUCUCGCCGGCAAACCAGGGUACGAAGCCGAACACCUCUCCUCCACCUUCUCCCUGUACGAACCCGACACAAUCCGCACUUCCCCACCGGCAAUCGACCCGAGCUCCUCUCGGAUCGCCCGCAGGACGGCAGAAUCAGGGCUCUCAUCGGGCUUCAUCUUCUCCGACAAGGGCCGGUGUCGGCUCCUCACCGUCCCGUCGGAAAGCUCCUGAUGCGAUUCGAUGAGGACCCGGUUGUUCUUCCCGAUAAUUUUCACGGUGGCGACGUUGACGGUGCGAAUCGAAGGGGUAGAAUCGGCAAAGGAGGUCUCGCCUUGAGAGAUCUCGAGCCAGAGGUUGUGAACAUUCUUCGUCCCCGGCUUGACCCCCCAGGAGGAGAAGGAAUCAGAGGGCAAUCGGGGCUUCAGCCAAUCGGAGAGGGAAUCAGGGUUAGCGAAACGGCGCCGGUUGUUUGGGUUUGAGACCGACAUGGAUGGGAUUUGGAGGAAGCGGCGGCUGCGGCUGGAGGCGAGGAAGGGGAUUUUCGGGAAAUAGGGUUUGAGAGAGGCAGAGGAAAAAGAAGAAGAGAAGAGGAUGGAGAGAGUUGUUAGGAAGAAGUCAGGGAUGUUGAUGUUGUUGGGCCUGUAGCGGCGAGGAAGGGGAUUUUCGAGAAAUAGGGUUUGAGAAAGAUGAAUCGAUCGAUUACAUGGCCAUGUGGUUCCGUUCAGAGUCUUCUGCUUCUCGUCUCCGAUUACAUGGCCGCCGGCAGCUUGUCGGUUGUUUUUCGUUUGGUUUCGGUUAUUUUUAGGUUUUUUAUUUUUUUAUUUUUUAAUGAAUGUAAUAAUGAGGUGGAAAAUAUAAAAGUUUAUUUUUUUAUUUUUAAUAAUUUUUU
This is a messenger RNA of Linum tenue, 1155 nucleotides long. The record is from the annotation of a GenBank genome assembly. NCBI's taxonomy places the organism in Eukaryota, Viridiplantae, Streptophyta, Magnoliopsida, Malpighiales, Linaceae.